CCCUCCAAAAGUUAGUACAACAAGUAAAAUUCUUACAGUCGUAUGCGUCGUAAGUUAUGUAGCGAGAAUAUAUUGAAAUUAUUGUAGUAAACAUUAUUUAUCAUAAAAAAUAAAUAUCAAACAAUGGAUCCAAGUGAAGUAGAGUUUCUUGGUGAAAAAGAAUUAGUCACUGUUGUACCCAAUUUUAGUUUUGAUACAAUUCAUUUGAUUUCUGGCUCGGUAGGUCCUUUUCGAGCUGGUUUACCUGUCAAAAUUCCAAUUUGGUUGGCUGUGAAUUUAAAGCAACAGCAAAAAUGUCGAAUUAUUAAUCAAGAAUGGAUGGAUGCCGAAAGUUUAAAUGAAGCGAAGGAAGAAGAAAAAUUAUCAAAAUUAUUCACAAAAAUGCCUAGUAAUCAUUAUGUGGAUGAAACGCAACUUUUACUAAGUGCUGCAAGUGAUGAUAUACACGAAGCAGAUAAAAUAAGGACAGCAGUGAAAGAUUUAUGGGACAUAAGAAUGUCAAAGCUUCGUACAUCUAUAGAUGCAUUCCUCAAAAGUGAUGGAAUGCAUGCAAAAUUAGAUCAUUUAACUGCUAUGGAAAUCAAUAGUGUGCGUCCAUUACUUCCACAUGCUCUUGAUCAAAUAAUGAGAAUUCAAACUAUUGCAAAAUCAACACAACUUCAACAACAUUUAAACAAGAUCCUGGAAAUUCUGCAAUACACAAAGAGAACAACCAUCUUAUCCAUUGUUUCCUUCAAUUUCCAAUGCAAAUAGCCAUCUUUCCGCUCAAAAAAUUACAGUCUAUCAAGUCGUUUCGACUCGACGAAGCGAAACUAGAUCAAUUAACGAAACUUUGCAAGACCAUGACAAUUUCGUGCUUGUUCCUCCAACGGAGGAACGAUGAAUUGUGUGGAAUAAUCAUCCUCGAUCAUUUUUGAAUCUGAACGAAUGGAUCGUCGAACUGUUCUGGUGUUGAUCCAACGGAGAACGUGGGUAGCGAUUAAUUGGGUAACAGGUAGUUGUUACCAGGCACUCCUGUCUACGAGUGUGCACCUUUCAUGCCCAAUAAACAAGUCGUUUGAUAUUCCAUCCACUGGUGAAAUAUGAUAAUCAAUUUUCUACGCGUUUGUAAACCGACGAUUUCUGAUCCUACGUUUCAUUUUGUUAGGAAUUCUUCAGAUAUGCGGUUUCGUAUGAAGUCUCUUUCUGGCUGUUUUGCAAUUGAGAGAUAAUAAUGAUAAAUAAAGAUCAAGAUAAUGGAUCUUUUUUUUGUCGUAAGUGUUUAAAAGUUUUUGAGAAAUCUGGUUGAAGAUAAACUUAAUUAUUUAAAAUAUCAGAUAUUCUAUAUUUAUUUUAAAGUAUAAAGAACAGGAUAUUAUCUUAAAAUUUUAUAAUUAUCCUACAUAUCAUAUCAUGUCAUAUCAUUUAAAAUUUAUUGGAAAUAGAAAUAAAUUGCAUCUACAUAAAUCAAAUAGUUCCUUAAACUCUUCAAUAGUAACAAUGAUUAAUUAUUUUUUUUCCUCAUAUUCUAUUUACAACUUUUACAUUCAAUAAUAAAAUUUAUUAGGUUUUUGAAAUAAAACAUAAUUUAAAAUAUAAGCAAAAUAGUGUCAAUAAUAGUCAACAAAUAAUUCUCUUUUUCUCUUACAAUAUUCAAUUCCAUGAAGAAUAAAACUCAAAAUAUUUCAUCACAACUCGAAGACUAGGAUAUACGUAACACAUUUCAAAUAAAGAAUUAGCAUUAUAAUCUCUAUUUGUAAAAAUUUAUUUGUUCUUGAUAACGCUAGUUAAAAUUGUAAAGUUGCAGAUCUUCGAAUAUAGGAAAAUUUUUGUAAACAAUGUGACGGCGAUAAAACUGAUAUCGAGUACUUACAAACAACAAUGCAAUAUUGAACUUAGAAAUAAAAACUCUGUCAUUACUCGAUACUCGUAAAUUAGAUAAUAUCCAGUCGUCGAUUGAUAAAGUUUACUAGGUCUAGUUCGUAUAAACAACUUUCUCCGGAAACAUUAUCAUCACACAUGAAAAUACAUAAAAAAUUUGAAAUGACUAUGGAACAAUGUAAUCGGUUAUUUAAUCCUUAAUUAUUAAGUGGCUGCUGGUUUCGCGUCAAUGAUUCUUAUGAUGUUGCUUAAAUUAAAUGAUAGACUGUAUCGAUAAAUACAAGCUUUCAUUGUUUGUAUGCUAAAUGAGAAUCCCAUUAGUGCCAUAGUGAACGAUUCCAUCAAUGACUACUAGCUUAUGUCUUUUCUUUUGAAUUUAGUUUGGAUUCAAUUAAUAAGUAAUAAUUUAAAUGCUACGUAUUUUCCUUACGUCGACAAAUGUAAUUUUCUAUUUUAAGAUUAUUAUUUAUUUUCUAAUUGUCAAUAUCGUACGAUGAUGUCGUAAUAUUGCAUAAGAUAUUGCUAAGAACUUCUGCUAACUUAGAUUUUUUUACGUUGAAAUUUUUACAAAUCUAAUUUAGAUUUAAUGAAAUUUUCUUUCAGAGCAAUAACUGUUCAGUUUAAGAAUAAAACUAGAAUAGUAUUGAACAAGUAAUAUUAUAAUAUUAAAAAUUGAUAUGCAGAUUGAAGAAUAUUACAUUAUAUUUUUAUAGAAAUGAUAAGUAUAUAAAAUAUAUAGAGAGAGGAGAAGAGAAUAAAAAUAUUUUUCCUUUUUAAAUUAUAUUUAAAAGUAUAAGAUACGAUAAAAUGAUAUUGAAUUAUUAAUAUUACAUUUUUUUCAAUAUUGUAACAAGUUUAAAUUAAUUCCUAAUUAAAUUAAAAUUUAAAGUAGAUUAAAAUAGGUUGUAAGAACACUUUAGAGGCUCAUGCAGAACAUGUUCGAAGUGGACAAGCGAUAAAACGGCUGAAAAUACACGGGAAAACAAACGAUGGACGGUGUGUAACAACUGUCCAAUAAAUCUAAAUCCGUCCGUGGAAGACUUUCCCCAUUACGGAGGAGGAAGAACCAUCGACCAUGGCAGUCGACGAAGAAGUCGUGACGGUUUUCGGAAAUAGCGAGGUUCAAUAAUAACCCUGAUGCAGGAGGUGAACCCGUACCGAGAACCAUGCAGGAGGCGGGAGAACUGAAAUUAAAUUUAACGCGUUACGUCGUGCAUGGAAAUAAUAAUUGACUCUAUUAUUAAUACAUGAUACGAUUUUUAAUAUAUAUCAUUGUUCCAAAUAUCCAAUUCCUUUGGAAUAAAUUAUUAGGCAACGAUCAAAAACUAGUGCUAUUUUUGAAUGAAUCAACAUAGAAUUUGGAUGCCAACAGAGAUAGAUGAUACUUCUUAAGUAUUUUUGAUUUCUUUAAAAUUAAUUUCUGUAUCUUAAUACUAACGAUUCUAUGAUAACUUUUCAGGAUUCCUCAACUUGCGUGAAAUGAUCAUACAAUAAUUUUCCAAAAAAAAGAAAAAAAGAAACUAUUACAAGGAACUUUUAAUAAUCAUCUCCUCUGGAAGAAACUUUUGUUCUCGAGACAUAAUGGGCGCAAUAAAAGGACAUCAAAAGUCUCUCAAAAACUGUUCAUUACUGAGGCUUUGGAUUCAUAGAAAAGUUCAUGCAAGAAUUUCAAGAUUAUACCAUAAGUAUCAGAAAUUAAAUAAAUUACAAUAUUCGAUCAAGAAUUAUUGAAUCUUUUUAAUCAUUAUAAUUUGAUAAUAUAGCUUUCAUCUUUCAGAUAUCGUGCGCCCCGAUAUAUAAUACAUUUAGCUUCGUUUUCACGCAGGUACACCCAGUAUAGAUGUCUGUAGGUGCCUGCAAGUUGAAACCUGCACGACCGGCAAGGUCGAGGAACCUAACGCAACCAGCCACCGCCGGCGCGAUAUAAACACCGCCGGGAAUGGAAGAGACAGACCUACCUCUUCAGUUUCGAGAUUGCGAAAAAAAAAAGGAAGAACACAAAGAAAUAAGAACCGACCAUAAUACCGGGAAAAAUACACUUGCACUGGUCAUGAUCGAGACUUCAUUUCACUCCGGUCUUCUACUUUAUAGCCUUUGUUCAUUUGUCUACGACUUUUCGUCCUGAAAUGGAAAAUCUUUCUCUAUAUAUGAGAUACGAUUGGAUACUUACGCACUUUUAUAAAUUCAAAUUUUUUGAGAUUUAAUAUGAUUUGUGAACUGAAAAUAGAUUAGACGUGCAUUAAAAUUUUGGAAUAUACAAUAAUUAAAUUUAUUAAAAAAAAAUUGUAUGUAAUUGCAUGUAAAAUAAUGAAAUUUUAUAAUUUUGAUGUAAUUAUAUAAAUUGGAACGUUGAAUCCAAAAUUUAUUUCUUUUUGAGAUAAAGAAGAAAGAAGAAAAUAAGUAUAAAAAAAUAUUACAUAUUUAAAAUGCAAUUUCUUUUGAAAUAAAUAUUUUACGUCGGAAAAAUUAUUCUUUAUGAUGAAUACAAAUGGUAACUGAUAAGUGUAUCCUUCUGGCGAUGAUGGAUUAUGUUUAAUUAGAAAGAUAAUGACGUGACUUCGUAGAAUUGGUGAAGCGUGUACCAUUAGGUAGAGUUUGGAACAAUCGAAAGGAAGCCAGGCGACGAAUUAAUUAAAACAAAGAGCGGCCAAUUAAGCCAACGGCGGGCAACGAUCUCGCGUUGCGCAAGUUCCGUAAUACCGUCAAAACGAGACGGUUGCUUUCUCUUGGGAAACUAAGCGGCAACAGAAAAUUGUAUUACCGAAAGUAUAAUGUUACAUAAGUUCGAAAGUUUGAUAAUAAAAUGAUGCGUCUUCGCAAAUAUUGAAGAUCGAUAUAUCAAA
Molecule: messenger RNA, 4703 nt
Organism: Apis cerana (Asiatic honeybee)
Lineage: Eukaryota; Metazoa; Arthropoda; Insecta; Hymenoptera; Apidae
Gene: Psf2
Product: DNA replication complex GINS protein PSF2-like protein
Biological process (GO): double-strand break repair via break-induced replication; DNA replication
Cellular component (GO): nucleus; GINS complex
Source: RefSeq, a predicted model, not a curated record